AUGGCCUCAUACAGAGAAUCGUCCGCAGCAGCCUUCUCAAUCAAAGAGCCAUCACCCUCGAUGUUUGAACCAAACUAUGCGUCAGACUCUCCCUAUCCCUUUCUUCGCAGCUACAAGCUGGAUAGCACCAUUUCAGAGGUAUAUGAAGACGAGCUGUACAAGCCAUCAAUGCAAAAUGUGCCAAAAACUAUUUCGCCAAAGGACGCGCUGCUGGAAGAUUUGGACGCGCUGCUAGAGGACUUGAACGACGCAGAAGAAGAUGAUAUGGCUUACCUUUUCACGAAAUCUGAAAUGCCUGGAGUCUCUGCUCUAAAUCCAGGGAAUGUAUUGCAUAAAGACAAGAACAACAAUCAGACCGAGAAGGUCGAGCCUCUUGCCACUAAGAAUCAUCCCUCAAAACCUAGACGACUCGAUCGUCCCUCAAGAUCACAAAGAUUAUUACGAGGAACAUUAGGAAAAAUGGAGGCGCCGCCUUCCGAUGAGGACUCCCCGCCGGGACACGAGCCCUCUGAAGGCUUGGAAGCUCUGCCUGAAAUGCUCCUACAACCAGACACUAGGCCCAUCUCUCAUGAACAGCUUGUAGUAGAACUGGAGGGUAUCUGGGCUGGCUUAGUCAUGGUGGAAGCUAAGUGUACUGAUAUUGACGAAAGCCAAUCAGCUGCCGCCCAGGAGAAGGACCCCUCCAAAAAGACUGACUUGAAGAACGAUCAGUGGCAGUCACUCAUUGCACUUCACAAACAAUUAUUGCAUGAGCACCACGACUUUUUUCUCGCCUCCCAACAUCCUUCAGCGAGUCCAGCUCUAAGCAGAUUAGCAGCCAAUUACUCAAUGCCGGCUCGAAUGUGGCGACACGGGGACAAGCUGUACAAUCCACCAAUGCAAAAUGUACCAAAAACCAUUUCGCCAAAAGACGCGCUUCUAGAUGGCAUCAGGCGCCUUUCUCGCAAAGUCUCCCCUGGUUUAUCGAGGCCAGCGACCUUCAAGAGGCAGGAAGGAGAAAAACGAGAAAGGUUGACUCCCGUGGAAUCUACUUCAGGAGUCGGUAGUCUCCUAAGGACCAAACAAGGAUUGGUUGGCUUUGCGAAUGGUUCCAGAAUCGCCGCCAUGGCUGACACGGGAUCAAGAACGAAUGUAAUAUCUGCAUCUUAUGCGAAGAAGCUGGACCUCAGUAUCGAGGGGCUGCCAUCUACCUUUGCAAUCGGCAGUUCACGCAAGAUUCAAUCCCUCGGUAAGUACAUACCUAUAUGCUGUAUUUCCUUGUGA
Messenger RNA from Letharia columbiana, 1263 nucleotides. RefSeq lists its product as uncharacterized. Gene Ontology annotation, molecular function: protein binding. The transcript has a single exon. The record is from RefSeq and is a predicted model, not a curated record. Lineage: Eukaryota; Fungi; Ascomycota; Lecanoromycetes; Lecanorales; Parmeliaceae. The coding region runs from base 1 to 1263 and encodes 420 amino acids.